AUGAAGAGUCCUAUCCUAGGAAUUGACUUUACACGCUCGUCGAAGCCCCGCCGCCCGUCGUUUACGCUCGUCUCGGCGAAGGAGUCGCAUGAUCUGCUCAGUGAUUCCUCUGCAACGAACCUUGCGAAUGGUGGGUGCUGUGGUGGCGGGUGUUGCAGAUUGCCUGGGAAUCAGGUCGUAGCCAAAUCUGUACCGCUCUUACGUCCAACGAUUGCUGCACCAGAUAAUAGGGCGUUCAAGAGCCUCAAUCUCAAUCUUGCACCCCUCACCUCGCGGGCCCGUUUGACUGGUACUACCGCACUCCCCCCACAGACGAUCUCACUGGCCCCCAUUGAGGCUCCGAAGAACGGUGCCACUGCCAGUGCCGCUACUUCUGUUCACGAAUCCACCGCGUACACCCAUCCGCCCAAAUUCGUCUCUCCGCAUCCCCCGUACAGCGUUUUCUCGGCUAAGAUUGAUGGGACGCGCGAGUUGACUAAGCCUGGUGCCGAGAAGAGGACAUACCACUUUGAUCUUGACGUUACCGACUACCCGGAAGAGGCUCCAGGAGUUGAUUUCCGUGUGGGUGGCGCAAUCGGGAUCUGUGCGCCCAACAACUUCGACACCGUUGAUGAGAUCUUUGACAUGCUCGGUAUCGACGCCGCGGAGCGAGAUGCACCCGUCACCCUGCAUACGCAAGGCGGGCGUUGGCCGACGAUCUGGGGCCAGGAGGAAGAGAGAUCCCUGGUGACAACCAGACGUGAGCUCUUGACCUGGACGGUCGAUAUCCAGUCGUACCCGCCGACGAAGAACAUCCUCCGCCUGAUGGCUGAGUAUGCGACUGACGAGAACGAGAAGACAAUUCUCCUCUACCUGUGCUCCAAGCAGGGGCAAGCCGCGUUUUGCGAGCUCCGGACCGGGCCCUAUGUAUCAUUGAUCCAAUUACUCAACGCCUUCCCGUCCUCGAAGCCUAACUUGGAGCACCUGCUAUGCAAUCUCAAGACGCUGAUGCCGCGCUUCUACUCGCUCUCAAAUGACCCGCAUGAAUCGCGCUUCGAGCACCGCCGCAUCGUCGAGAUCGCCGUCUCCGUGCACGAGUCCCCCGAGAACUGGCGCGACGGUAACCGCACCGGUGUCGGCUCAGGCUUCUUUGAGCGCUGUGCACGCCGCAUGCUUGACGGCGGCGAGACCGAGGUCCGCAUCCCGAUGUUCCGUGGACUCAUGGCGAACCCGCUGGCGAAGGAGUUUGUCACCGAUGGACCGAUGCUCUUGAUUGGUGCUGGUGUGGGCAUUGCGCCGUUUAGAGGCUUCGUGCAGAGGAGACUUCAGAGCGCCAACUGCGCGAAUAAAGUCUGGGUCCUGCAAGGCGUCCGCGACUCGCUCCUGGACGAGCUGUACUCGGGUGAAUGGGGCGCCCACGAAGACAAGAUUCGCAAGGUUGUCGAGUCUCGCGUCGGCACUGGGCGUUACGUUCAAGAGGAAGUAAUCGCGCAGGCGGACCUGGUAUGGUCCAUCGUCAACGCACUCGAUGGGCGUGUAUUCGUGUGCGGCUCCUCCAAGGGUAUGGGUGAGGGCGUUGAAGACGCGCUCGUCAAGAUUGCGAUGGAGAAGGGCCGUCUGUCAAAUGAGGGGGCCAAGGAGUUCUGGAAGAAGAAGAAGGAGGGGGGGCAGUACAUUGCGGAGACUUGGUAG
This is a messenger RNA of Morchella sextelata, 1671 nucleotides long. RefSeq lists its product as uncharacterized. Bases 1 to 1671 code for a protein of 556 amino acids. Gene Ontology annotation, cellular component: cytosol. The record is from RefSeq and is a predicted model, not a curated record. Gene Ontology annotation, molecular function: flavin adenine dinucleotide binding; FMN binding; [methionine synthase] reductase (NADPH) activity. Gene Ontology annotation, biological process: homocysteine metabolic process. The transcript has 3 exons. NCBI's taxonomy places the organism in Eukaryota, Fungi, Ascomycota, Pezizomycetes, Pezizales, Morchellaceae.